AGGAAGUGUGCGCAGGCCUGCGGCGCUGGGCGGGGUCAGGCCCUCCACCGCUGACCCCCCCGCGCUCCCCACCCACGGCCGCACUUAUAUCCGCCCUCGCCGCCGUUCCCAGGGCCGAGACACAAGCUUUUAGUCGUUCGGCGGCUUCGGUUAGUGCAGUGGCGUGAGGGGCUCACUGCGGCGUGUGGGUCGGCGCCGCCUGGCCCGUUGCGCGCCUACCCUCCCGGCCGGCCGUGGGGGGAUUCGGGCAUCAGCCGAGCUCCUGCUGGUGUUCCCUGGCCGGUCCCGGGUAUCCCGGCACCGCUUCGACGGCGGCUUCGCGGGACCCGUGGACCGGGUCUCAGCCCGAGCCCCGAGCGGACGGCGUCAUGAGACACCUGCCGUACUUCUGCCGCGGCCAGGUGGUGCGGGGCUUCGGCCGUGGCUCCAAGCAGCUGGGCAUCCCCACAGCUAACUUUCCGGAACAAGUAGUUGAUAAUCUUCCAGCUGAUGUAUCGACGGGCAUUUAUUAUGGCUGGGCCAGUGUUGGAAAUGGAGAUGUUCAUAAGAUGGUGGUGAGCAUAGGAUGGAACCCAUACUACAAGAAUACAAAAAAGUCUAUGGAAACUCAUAUCAUGCAUACCUUCAAAGAGGACUUCUAUGGGGAGAUCCUCAAUGUGGCCAUUGUUGGCUACCUCAGACCAGAAAAGAACUUUGAUUCUUUAGAGUCCCUUAUUUCAGCAAUUCAAGCUGAUAUUGAGGAAGCUGAGAGACGACUAGAUUUACCAGAACAUUUGAAAUUCAAAGAAGACAAUUUCUUCCAGGUUCCUAAAAACAAAAUAAUGAAUGGCCACUGAUAAAAAAAUCAUCUUACUCUUAUUUAUUCAUUCACUAUUUUCUAAUAUUUUACUGCUUAUAACUCCUCAGUCAUUACAUUUUGAAAAUCAAACAUUUUCCUACAGCUGUGAAUUAGUUUAAACAGUACAGUGUCUUU
Odobenus rosmarus divergens (Pacific walrus) is the source of this 973-nucleotide messenger RNA. RefSeq names its product riboflavin kinase (gene RFK). Gene Ontology annotation, biological process: riboflavin biosynthetic process; FMN biosynthetic process. Bases 369 to 836 code for a protein of 155 amino acids. NCBI's taxonomy places the organism in Eukaryota, Metazoa, Chordata, Mammalia, Carnivora, Odobenidae. The transcript has 4 exons. Gene Ontology annotation, cellular component: mitochondrion. Gene Ontology annotation, molecular function: riboflavin kinase activity. The record is from RefSeq and is a predicted model, not a curated record.